Notothenia coriiceps (black rockcod) is the source of this 7189-nucleotide messenger RNA. Its product is annotated as T-box transcription factor TBX6-like. The record is from RefSeq and is a predicted model, not a curated record. The annotation marks the transcript as partial. Gene Ontology annotation, molecular function: RNA polymerase II cis-regulatory region sequence-specific DNA binding; DNA-binding transcription factor activity, RNA polymerase II-specific. Gene Ontology annotation, cellular component: nucleus; chromatin. NCBI's taxonomy places the organism in Eukaryota, Metazoa, Chordata, Actinopteri, Perciformes, Nototheniidae. The transcript has 8 exons. Gene Ontology annotation, biological process: cell fate specification; regulation of transcription by RNA polymerase II; positive regulation of DNA-templated transcription.
UAACACACAAGUAACUAAAGGUAUUAAAUACAUGUAGUGUAGUAAGAGUACAAUGCAUAUAUCUACUACUUUUGGAAAAUGUGAAUUCAUCUGAACCCUAAAUUUACCUUUUCUUGCCCUGAACGCUACUUUAUUUUUUAUUAAUUUGAUUUCCCCUUUUAUUUAAUAUUAUUUUCAUGUCACCUACCUCGUCUUCAAUUAUCUUGUGUGAUGAACUAUUCCAUACUUCUUUUAUAAAGUAGUUGUGUAUACUUCUGAAUGUGUCUACUUAUUUCUGUCUUUUUGCUGCUGCACCUGAAUUUCCCCUUGGGGAUCAAUAUGGUCUCAUCUCACUGUAAACCAACCUCUUUACAUGUAACACGAGUCUGAAUACAUCUAGAUAUACACUCUCUUAAAAGGUGUUUGUCAAUGCUAUUAUUAUUUUCUCAGCAUGUCUGUUUCUUGUUUGAUUCCUGGGAUAAUCCGAGUCACUGCGACAUGUCGUCCUACAAAGAGCUCUCUCUCUUCAGAGGGAUCCGGAAAGGCUCUCACCAUCAUGAGUCCUCCGUGUCACAGUGUGGGACACGUUCACCAACUUUAGGGCUAUUUUUGGAGCGAUAAACAAAUAAAUGUCAUAAAAGACCAGUGUCAGUAGAAGUUUUAAGACCUUUUAAUAUACUGCUACAAGUAUAAGUCAUGCAUUCUUAAAUUGUAUUCUUAGUAGUAAUAAUCUCAUGUAAUAAUCAUGAAAAUCUAAAGGAUAAAACAUAAUGGACACACUAUGCAGCCAGUCUAUUUAGCUGGUACAUUAUAUUAUAUACAAUGCAGUAAAAUGUUAGCAUGUUUGCAUUUGAAUGUAUUUCAUGUCGUACAGUGCUCGAUUACAUCACUGCAAUUUGCUCAAUAUAAAUACAAAGGACUAUAAACACACACACACCUCUGCAAGACGAUCAAUUAGGAGCUCACGUGGGUUUAUUGAUUUUAGUGCGUGACGUCAUCAGGACGGCCUUUGUCUGAACAGUAGCAGCAUUAGCAUCAGUCACCUGGCUAAGAGCAAACCUGCUAACUACCUGGUUCAAUAAAGCCUAGAAUGCUGUUAGCCUGGGAGCAAACAGUUCGCUGAAUGUCACUGUAGUUCAUUUUGUAUUUACCUUUAUACAUCGGCUCUCGGACUGAGGAUAACGUAAAAUGAAACAAAUGAUGAAAAACAAAACAAACGUAAGAAUUCAAUCAAUUUUCCGUAUGCGCAUGCGCCGUAAUCCAAUCCCUUGCCGCAAUAUACGUGUACGCCAGGGCUUGGGUUAGUUGGCUACCGUUACAUUCAAAUUAAACGAAGACGGUUGUAGUCAGUUAGGUUCAAAUCUAUAACGUUAUUCUUCAAAAAUAAUCACGCAAAAAUAGUCCCCAAAAUGCUGCGGUUGUUAAAAGUAACAUGAUAAACAUUGCCGGUUGACAGACAAACACUUAAUUUCAGAUAUAAAUGUAGUGUUUUAUUCAUUAUGUGAGUAGCUAGUUGUGUGUACUAUCUGUAUGCAAAUAUAUAAUGUAUUUAAACCGAUGUAGUUCGGUUGACGUUAGGCCACAACCAGCAGCUCCAUCGUGGCUGCUGAUCCCUUUGUUUGUAGCAGAGAGGGGAAACAUUUCUCCAUUGCGGUCCGUGGGUCCGAAAAAAUAUCGCACCGAUAACCACAUUGAAACUUAUCACUUCCAUUGACAUGUGUCCAUUUUGGUAGGCCUAUAUGUAUAUAUAAGAGCCGUGUAUUAAAAUAACGCCGACAUUAACGGUGUCGUUCAGACUCUCCACUAGCUGGGUGGAAACAUCAUGGAGUCUGUCUGCUGAAAUGUGGCCGAACAUGAGCAGUCAAAUACUGAAUCAUAGCUCGUGACUACCACAAGCACAAUUGUUUAAAACGCAAAUAUGUAAUGUAUUCCGUUUAAAUCUCCCGUGAUCUGUAAAUAAGUCCCACAAAUCACAAGCUAAACGCUUCCAUAAAUUGUACAUGGAUCUGGCUGGGUGGAAACAUCAUGGAGUCUCGUUCUGCUGCUGCUGUUACAGUCUGAAAUGUGGCCGAAAAUAAGCAGUCAAAUACGGUAUAAUGGCUCACAAUUAUCUCAAGCACAGUUGUUUAAAACCCAUUCAAAUUAUACUAGUCUAUGUUGUGAAACACCACAAUAAUUUAGAGUCCGUAAGCAAGCAAGAAGCGAGGCCAGAUUGGCAUGUAAUGAGCCGAGGCUGUUUUAAACCGGAGUUAACCGUUUCUUUGCCACAGUGCUUUAAACUCAUUUAUGCAACGUAUUCAGUUAAAAUCCACCAUGAUCUUUGAAGAAAUCCCACCAAUCACUUGCUAACGUCUUCCAUUUCACAUGGAUCUGGUUGUUUUGAAUAUCCCGUAUAUUGCAGUAGUUUUGACCAUACAUCUCCUGCUGGAAACAUUCCCACCAGCUUCCCUCUUUAGGCUCUGUGUUUAAAAUCAGUUGUAUUCCAUUUUGACGAAGCUAACACCGGAAGUAACUAUAAUCUGUAUACAUGAGGAAAAUAACUGUCGGUCGUAGCGUCUGUUUGCAGCAUCAGGAAGUCACGAUAUUCCAGUAAAAAGUCCAUUAGGAAGAGAAUCAUCUACGGAACAAAAGACACCAUCCCGCUGCUCCACCGCUCUUCCCCCGCAGAUAACGGACGAUAUGACCGGGUGUUGAUGCCGACGAGUUUUGAACCAGGUGGCAGCAGCAAGAUGGCGUCCGAGGCUGCGCAGUACCGAAGAAGACGGGCGGUGACGUCAGUGCAAAUACACCGCAUGCCUUAUUCCCCCGACUUCAUUUGAGAAAACCUCCACCAUGUCGACUGGGUUUUUACGACGGGAAACACACGUGGAUUAAUGUCAUAACGUCGACAUACGUGAUCUGUUGGACCGUGCAGAAGGAUGCUGUCCCAAACCAUCAUACAAAUGUAUAAAAAGCGGGAUCCUCCUGCCCUUUAGAUGUCUGGGAGCUGUUCAUGGCUUUUAAGAAGAAGCGAAAAGGAAUGGUUUUCCAUCAGGAAGGGGCAACCAGCCCUGUUGCGGCACCUGCCGCGGACCAUCCAUCUUCCCGCUUUCUUGUUCCGACACUAGGGAAGGCAAGUGAAGGCGGUAUGGAGCAAAGCAACUGUGCAACCACUGAAGAGGCAGAUAUGAUGGGUAAACCCAACAUUUACCCAUAUAAAGAACCGGUUAGGAAUGCUGGUGGAUUUGCUGCUGUGAAGCUUCCGUAUAGUUCAACCCCUGAGCCAGACAACCUCUCACCUGAUAGCAUCUGCAAAGGUAUCAAAGUAACGCUGGACAACAAUGGCAUGUGGAACGAGUUUUUCAAAUGCAGAACAGAGAUGAUUGUGACUAAACAAGGCAGCAGGAUGUUCCCCUACUGCCGUUUUCGCAUCUCUGGCUUGCAGCCAUCUAGGAAGUAUUCUUUGAUCAUGGACAUUCAACUUUUAGACAUCAGUCGUUACAAGUGGAAUGGCAAAAGCUGGCAAGUUGCUGGAAAGGCAGAAAGUCAUGGUAAGAGUCAACCAUUCGCUCACCCAGAGUCUCCAUCAACAGGAGAACACUGGAUGAAAAAUCCAGUGUCCUUUUACAAACUGAAACUCACAAACAACGUCUCAGAGCAAGAGGAGAACACCAUCCUGCAUCCGAUGCACCGCUACUUGCCAAGGCUGCAUGUGAUCCAAACCGAAAAAGACAAUCUAAAGGGUUGCAAUCUUAUGACAUUCACUUUUCCCCAGACUGAGUUUAUGGCAGUCACUGCUUACCAAAACCCACAGCUUUCCCAGCUUAAAGUUGACUACAAUCCGUUUGCUAAAGGACUGAAGGAGGAGAGCUCCAGUCCGUUUGGCCUAAAACUGAAGUUGAACUCUGAAAAAGACUUGCACAAAGGUGGAGGCACGACAACCAAUGAGCAACAUCCCCUGAAAAAGAGCUUGAAGUCUUUGCUUGCAAACAAUAAACCUAAAAGCUUAAAAGCAGUGGAUGCAAAGCCUUCGGGUUCUAGUGAUCUUCAGAAAAAGUCCACUACAAAUGAAGAUCAGUCAGCUGCCAGUGUGACUGGGGAAUGUUCAGGCAAUUCACGUCCAGCUCAGAAGUUGUUUUCAGAACUUAUCCGGGAGGCUCAUGUUUCACUGCAUAGAUGCAACGUGGAGCAGCUGGCCAUCACAAACGGCACCUCUCCUAGAACUGAGCAAACCCAAACUAAAACCACUGCUUUGAAAAGCAAUGAACAAGAUGUUCCCAGAAGGGACAGUAGAUCUGUCGAAACAAAUAGUGUCCCAUCAUCUGCAAAGAACGGUGAAACUGUUCAAACAAAGAGGAAAGUUAAGGAGAAUAAGGACCUUUUGAAUUCAACAAACUGCAAAGACAACGUAAGGACUGAUAGUUCUGAGUUACAUAAUGAUUCUCCAGCAGUUUCCCAGAACUCCUCGGUCGAAUCAGACCACCAACAUCAGCUCAAAGCUCUAUCAGAGGGAAAAGAAAAGCAGCAUAAACGUCCAGUGCCCCUGCCUCUGCCAGCUCUUGCUCGUUUUUUGAAGCAGCAUUCAACAAAAUCUAAAAAGGCAAAGAGCAAGCUGGAUUCUCCACCCCAAGCAAUCCCAUCUGAACUUUCAUCUAAUUCAAAGAGUUCUGCUGCAGCUCCCACAUGUCCACAAUCUGACCCCUUCGUUAAAGCAACUGAUCCUUCCAAAGACCCUACUGGUGAUAUCACAAAAUACAACAACCUGGCUUCUGGACAUACUAGUGAACAUCAUCUGGAUGAAAUAGGACAAGCAGGACAAGCAGGUCAAACCACCAAUGAACAGUCCAGUCCAUCAUGUCUAGAUGACAAUGCAACUACAGGCCCAAACGGACUAAGCACUGAAGAUUUCCUGACCUCUGUCUCAGUAACUGAAUGCAACAGCCUAGAGGGACAAGAUGGUACACCAGUGUUACCUCAUUUUUAUCAACCCUUUUGUACGCUUGGGACAUCUUUAUCCACCAUUUCGUCAACUCUUGCUACCUCCCCUGAAUCUCCUAUUUGGUCACCCAUCCAUGACACGGUGUUACCUGCCCCAAACUUUUCCCAAACCCAAACCAUCAAUGACUCCUCCACACUACCUUCAGACUCCCCUACUAGUAAGUCUGAUUCUUUGCUACCUGACCCUGAGUGUUCUUCAUAUGCUUUUGAGGAAUUGUCACCUGCAAGCUCUCCAGAACCUUUACCUUCCCUGCCUCUCUCGUUAGCUCUAGAAUUUGACUGCAGUACUUCUGAACCACCUCCACAAGCAGUAUCUCCUGAGGAGUUGCAGCACAGCGAAGCAUCUGUGUUCAAAUGGCAUACAGUGUUACCUCUACCUAAGCCGUACAUAGAAACUUCACUCACUACAUUUCAGCCCACACCAGAGACUCUACCUUUAGUGUCGGUUGCUUCACCUUUUUUGCCUUCCCAAACACCCUCCCAAUCUGAACCACAGGUUAUUGACACCUCCACAUCCAUGGCUCCCCUUGACGCUGGUCCAUCAUUUCAAGAAAACGUACAGUUGCUGCCAUUCCCUGCUCAAUUGUCCCCCCUCGCGCUUCAGUUGCCGCUGUCUCCAACUUUUUCCUCCUUAGAUGGAGAUGAACUCUCACCUACGCCUUCAAUCGCCGAACUUGUGUACUUUUUCUCCAACGAUCAUGACCUCGGGAUGGAGUUUUCAAACACAGAGACAAUAGACGUUCCCAGCUCACCGCCGGGUAAAGCAGAAGCAAAUGCACAAGAGCCUUCUCCGCAGGUGCAACCAAUUCCAGCCAAAAGAACCUGCAAGCAGCAGAAGAAGAAGUCCAGGCAGCGAAAGUUAGCGGAUGUAGAUCAAGAUAUUGAUCCCUCAUACGGUAGAAUGCAUCCCAACCUGGAGGAAGUAGAAGAGCAGUUAUUUAUUUCAUUCACUUCAAAGGAGGCUCUCAAACUUCACCUUGCGGACUCCUCCGAUGGACCGAACUCACAGCCUCAGACAACACCUGAGGGACCCGUGCUACAACAAACUACUGACACACCUGAGAACGAGACAACAGAGGAAAUUGAGAGGAUCGCUGCCUUCGAGAAGAUUCUCCUGAGAGACCUGAAGCUGCUGAGACACAGACAGGUGAUCCAUCCGGUGCUGCAGGAAGUGGGUCUGAAGAUGAAUCAGCUGGAUACGACUCUGGCCAUAGACCUGCAGUACCUGGGGGUCCGUCUGCCCAUCCCCCCCCCUGGAGUCUCUCUGGAGCCGCUGACCAAGAAGCUGCCUCCACCUCCAGUUAUUUCUGCAGCGUUUGUGUCAAGAACAGGAAAAACGACCGAUGUGACUCAGAUUAAAGGUUGGAGAGAGAAAUACACUCCAUCAGAGGCUCCGCCCACUCCGACACCAACAACACCUGAAGCUGGUCCCAGUUCAGACCCACCAAAGAAGAACCUGUCUGCGUUCUGCAGCGACAUGUUGGACGAGUAUCUGGAGAAUGAAGCGAAGCUGAUCGAGGAGCGAGCCGACAGCUUCUCUCAGUCUGCCGUGGAGCCGCUGGUGUACGAGCUGCCCACCAGGAGCACCAGCUACGUCCGGACCCUCGACAGUGUCCUGAAGAAACAGACCUCCAGCUCCCCCACAUCAGACCUCAUAUCUGGAUUCAUCCCUCCCUCAAAGAGACCCAAGCUCACGCUCAAAGAGGCGAAGAAACCCCGGAAAGAGAAGCUGAAGAGAGGUCCAAAACCGAAAAACAGAGAACAACCACCUCCAGGUUCUACACCUUCUCUAAGUCCUACUGAGUCAAACCUGCUCCCGAAACAACCUGGACUCCAUAUCCCAGCAGCCCCCACUCCAUCAGAGCACACAGCACCUCUCCCUGUACCUCUAAAACCAAGAAAACAACACCUGAAAGUGCGAUUCAACGAGCCAGAGCCGUCACCUCUGCCUCAUCAACCCAAGCUGAGGAAGCUCAAACCCAAGCCCUCGCCUCAGACCCUCAGCCUCCACACGGCCCCGCCCCCUGGGGUCUUAGAUGACAUGGCCCCGUUGGAGUCGGACUCUGAGCUCGUGGAUCCUGAACCCUGCAGUACAGAGGUCGGUCCUGUGAUGACCCGCGCUCUGCUGAGGCAGAAGGACCUGGAGGACGCCAUGCUGUGGGAGGGGCUUCCUCGGACCUCCAUCACUAAGGAGAGGGCUGCCAUCGCUCUGACGUCACUGUUCACACUGAAG